Messenger RNA from Arachis ipaensis, 872 nucleotides. RefSeq lists its product as uncharacterized. Lineage: Eukaryota; Viridiplantae; Streptophyta; Magnoliopsida; Fabales; Fabaceae. The record is from RefSeq and is a predicted model, not a curated record.
CGAUCGUUAUCUUUCUCUGCGUCUAUUGGAUUCCGUAAACGAUGAUGUCCCCGAACAAAUUCCCGACAGAUCGAGGCUCUCCUCCUCAACCUCUAAGACAAACACCAUUGCAAAUUAUUCAUGUUGCUGCAAAUUUCAUGAGGAUAUGGUCGAUAUACUUCAUGUAUCGCUACUUAACCCAAAGUGGAGCUUCGAUUGUUCUUUUCUUGUUUGCCUGCAUAGCUCCUGCAGCAAUCCUCUUUUUGAUUUUGCAAAAGCCUUGGAAGGGCAGGCCACUUUCUAAUACACAGGUUGUGCCAUCCAUAAUAAAUGGUGCUAUAACAGCACUGUAUUUUGUCUUGUGGGGAAAGGGACUGAGAUCAUGUGGACCAAUUAGAGCAAUACUGUCUAAGUAUUCUGGUGCUGUCCUUGGGGUACUAUCUGCACUGUUAUAUGGGAGGAAAAGCAAUUUGUGGAAAAAGAUAGAUAUCCUGAUUAUGGGUCUGAAAUAUUAUCUAAGCCAACAAACGGGGUGUAUAAUGCUUUCGGUGGCAUCGGCUUUUGCGGAGAAGAAGGACGUGUGGCGCGCAUUCAUCAACAUGCACCAGCAGCUCCUCUUCUCUCUCAGCCAGCAGCCAGCAACCACUGCCUCCGCCGUCGCCGAACUCUUCUUGUCAGCAAGAGGGUGCCUCGCCGCCAGUAGUGACAAACAGAGGGUUAGCUUAAAGCUCUUUGCCGUCCAUUCUCUUCUCCUCCACGUCGUGGCCUUUACCCUUGCAGAUCGAAGCUCGUGGCCGUCUUCACUACAUCGUCUUCGUCUUCUUCGUUGUGGACUUGCAGAUCGAAGUGCGGUCAGUUGGAUUCCUCCAUCGUCUUCGUCUUCUUCGUCGUGA